Elephantulus edwardii (Cape elephant shrew) is the source of this 1584-nucleotide messenger RNA. RefSeq names its product spermatogenesis associated 2 (gene SPATA2). NCBI's taxonomy places the organism in Eukaryota, Metazoa, Chordata, Mammalia, Macroscelidea, Macroscelididae. Gene Ontology annotation, biological process: regulation of tumor necrosis factor-mediated signaling pathway; protein K63-linked deubiquitination; regulation of necroptotic process. Bases 31 to 1584 code for a protein of 517 amino acids. The record is from RefSeq and is a predicted model, not a curated record. Gene Ontology annotation, cellular component: cytoplasm. The transcript is spliced from 2 exons.
GGAGAUAAGGUAGCCCCUUCCCCAGCCUGAAUGGGGAAGCCUAGUUCAAUGGAUACAAAAUACAAGGACGACUUAUUUCGGAAGUAUGUGCAAUUCCACGAGGGCAAAGUGGACGCCCCCUCCAGCAAGCAGCGGCCAGGCAGCGAUGAGUACCUACGGGUGGCAGCCUCGACCCUGCUCAGCCUGCACAAGGUCGACCCCUUUUAUCGAUUCCGGCUGAUCCAAUUCUACGAGGUGGUGGAGCGCGCCCUGCGUUCUCUGGGCUCCGCCAGCCUGCGGGCCUUGCACUGCGCCUUCAGCCUGCUGGAGACUGUAGGUGUCAACCUCUUCCUCUACCCGUGGAAAAAGGAGUUCAGGAGCAUCAAGACCUACACAGGCCCAUUCGUUUAUCACGUCAAGUCGACCUUGCUGGAAGAGGACAUCCGGGCCAUCCUAAAUUACAUGGGCUACGUGCCUGAGCUGGGGACUUCAUACAAGCUCGCGGACGUGGUGGAGACGCUGCAGGUGAAAAUGGUCUCCUUUGAGCUUUUUCUGGCCAAGGUGGAGUGUGAGCAGAUGCUGGAAAUCCACUCACAAGUGAAGGACAAGGGCUACUCAGAACUGGACGUCGUGACUGAGCGCAAGACCAGCACCGAGGAUGUGCGUGGUUGCGCGGAUGCCCUACGGUGGCGGGCUGAGGGCAGGGAGCACCUGACCACCUCGAUGGCCAGGGUGGCACUCCAGAAGUCUGCGAGUGAGCGGGCGGCCAAGGACUACUACAAACCCCGCGUGACCAAACCCUCGAGAUCAGUGGACACCUACGACAGCCCCUGGGAGAGCAGGAAGCCACCUCUGAAGGCCUCGUUGAGCCUGCGGAAAGAGCCUGUGGUGGCCGACGACCUCAAGGAUGAGAUCAUCCGCCCAUCCCCCUCACUCCUGACCAUGUCCAGCUCCCCACACGGCAGCCCAGACGACCUGCCGCCCUCCUCCCCCAGCAACGGCCUUGGCCUGCUGCGCAGCACGUACUUCUCCACUCAGGACGACGUGGACUUGUACACUGACUCGGAGCCCAGGGCUACGUACCGUCGGCAGGAUGCCUUGCGGCCAGAUGUGUGGCUGGUCCGAAACGAUGCCCACCCCCUCUACCACAAGCGCACACCCCCCGCCAAAGAGUCCGCCCUCUCCAAGUGCCAAAACUGUGGCCUGUCGUGCAGCUCCUCCCUGUGCCAGCGCUGCGACAGCCUGCUUGCCUGUCCCCCAGCCUCCAAGCCUAGCGCCAUCCCCAGCAAGCCCUCCGCCCACGACAGCCUGGCCCACGGGGCAGCUCUGCGGGAGAAAUAUACGGGCCAGACUCAGGGCCUUGAUCGCUUACCACACCUCCACUCCAAGGCCAAGCCCUCCGCCUCAGCCACCUCUCGCUGUGGCUUCUGUAACCGCCCGGGUGCCACCAACACCUGCACCCAGUGUUCCAAGGUCUCCUGCGACACCUGCCUCAGCGCCUACCAUUACGACCCCUGCUGCAAAAAGAGUGAGCUGCACAAGUUCAUGCCCAACAACCAGCUGAACUACAAGUCCACCCAGUUCUCCCAUCUCGUGUACAGAUAG